Trachemys scripta elegans is the source of this 1137-nucleotide messenger RNA. It is a transcript of the gene EIF1AD, whose product is annotated as eukaryotic translation initiation factor 1A domain containing. Bases 575 to 1096 code for a protein of 173 amino acids. NCBI's taxonomy places the organism in Eukaryota, Metazoa, Chordata, Testudines, Emydidae. The record is from RefSeq and is a predicted model, not a curated record. Gene Ontology annotation, biological process: translational initiation. Gene Ontology annotation, molecular function: RNA binding; translation initiation factor activity. The transcript is spliced from 7 exons. Gene Ontology annotation, cellular component: nucleus.
ACAUCCGCUCUAUGAGUCCUGACAGCCCUAGCGCCCUCCUAGGGACGCUCCAGCCACAUUUGAACCACAGAGUUCAGAAUCUACACUCUAGCCAGUUGAAAACUCGAUGGUACCCACUAAUCCUUCCGCCGGCAGUAACCAAUGGGCGGGGGCCAGGCUCUGACGCCACCUGUUGUCGUUGGGGCUGGCCCGUAACAACCCUUCCAUCCCAUAAUAACGCCCUCGGGCUGCCCCGUGCGUUAGCUGGGGCCGGGAGGGGAUCAGGGGAUACCGGGGCAGGGCGAGGAGGCGCCCGGAAGUGGGUCAGGAGCCGGAAGCGAGCGGAACACCCGGAAGUGGAGCGGGGGAGCUCAGGAGGCGGAAGCGGUUGACUCGACUCAGUCCCAUGUGGAGAGAGUGUGUCCAGUGUUGGUGGAUGCCUCGAGGACUGAAUUCAGUGCUGGAUCCUCAACUAUCAGAGACGGACAGCCUCUUUUUAUCCCCCAAACAGCCUUCCAGAGCACGUGUGCCUUCCAGCCAUUCAGCACUUCACCCGCCCAGCAGGGAUCCUGUCCCUGAGGGCUAACGCACCAGGAUGUCCCAAGCAACCAAACGCAAGCAUGUGGUGAAAGAGGUGUUGGAGGAAUACGUGGUGCCAUCUCCUCAACAGCAGAUUGUCCGGGUCCUGGGGACUCCAGGAAACAACCUCCAUGAGGUGGAAACAGCCGAGGGGACUAGAUUCUUAGUGAGCAUGCCCACAAAAUUCCGCAAGAACAUCUGGAUCAAACGAGGUGACUUUCUGCUGGUGGACCCCAUCGAAGAGGGCGAGAAGGUGAAGGCUGAGAUCAACUUUGUGUUGUACAAGGACCAUGUGCGGUACCUAAAGAAAGAAGGGCUCUGGCCUGAGGCCUUCUCUGACACUGCAGAAAGUCAGCCCAGCUCUGAGGCCAGGGAAGGGGAGCAAACAGCUGCCCGCUCCUCUGGGGAAGAGGACUCGGACGACGACAGUGACCUGUUUGUGAACACGAACAGACUGCGCUACGGCUGCACAGAGAGCGAGGACGACAGUGAGGAGGAGGCAGCAGUGGCCAGUGACCAGGAUGAGGAAGAAAAAUAGCGACCCAGGGCAGAAAAGCUGAUCUAGCCUCCUAAACACCU